AGAAAGAAAGACAACAAGCACAGUUUUGGCCGGUAAGCGCGGAGCAGAAGUGGAUUUGGCAGCCAGCGGGGCGGUGCUGUCGUCGCGGCUCGCGCUGUGCCUAUAUAAAGCCUCGCUCUGAGCGUGUCGGCCAUUCCGCUCCUGUCGUCUGCGCUGCGUGAACUUGUCGUCGCUGGUUUACCUUGUCGACGCAUCGUCGUUAACCUCGCUCUUCCUCUCACCAUGGCUGAUACUGCGUCCGAUUCACCAGCUGCUGCCUCUGCUACAGCCCUCGGCAAGAAAGCUGCCAAGGCUAAGAAGCCAGCGAAGCCGUCCGAACACCCGAAGUACAACAUCAUGAUUGCUGCCGCCAUCGACUCUUUGAAAGAACGUGGUGGCUCGUCUCGCCAGGCCAUCCUCAAGUACAUCCAGUCCAACUACAAAGUGGGCGACGAGGUGGCCAAGAUCAACGCUCGCUUGAAGACUGCCCUGAAAGCUGGGGUCAAGGCCGGGACCCUCAAGCAGUCCAAGGGGACUGGGGCAUCUGGAUCCUUCCGUUUGGGCGAGAAGAAAGUCGUCGCCGCGGUUAAGCCAAAGAAGGCCAAAAAGCCCAAGGCUGUGGUCAAGAAGCCCAAGUCGCCCAAGAAGCCUGCCGCCAAGAAACUCAAGGCUUCCCCCAAGAAGGCUGCAGCUGCCAAGAAGCCUAAAGCCGCUGCUGCCACCAAGAAACCUAAGGCUUCCCCCAAGAAGGCUGCAGCCAAGCCUAAGGCUUCAAAGCCAGCUGCAGCAAAGAAGCCCAAGGCUGCCAAACCAGCUGCCAAGAAAGCACCGAAAAGUCCGGCUAAGAAGGCAGCCAAGCCCAAGGCUUCCAAGGCUUAAGCCUCUUUUUUGACACCUAUUUCCCACUCACAAAGGUCCUCUUUCUGAGGACCACACAUUUUCCAGGUGAGAGCAUAUCUCUCCACCGAAAGUUUGCAAAUGUGUUUUACCUGUGUUUCUUUUUUACUUUUCAGAAAGUUAUGCAAAACUAGCCCCUUCCAUCUACCUCCAAAUAACAAAUGGUUUAAGCACUUUUGAGCAACCUAAAUUUUUUGAAGCUGUUACAUUUGCUUUUCCUUUUUCUAGGACCAAGAAUCUUUAGAAUAGAAUCAACUUGAAUUAAGUUCAUCAUCCUCCAUACAAACUUAUCUUUUGGGA
Messenger RNA from Pomacea canaliculata, 1176 nucleotides. Its product is annotated as histone H1-delta-like. The transcript has a single exon. The record is from RefSeq and is a predicted model, not a curated record. Gene Ontology annotation, biological process: chromosome condensation; negative regulation of DNA recombination; nucleosome assembly. Bases 223 to 858 code for a protein of 211 amino acids. Lineage: Eukaryota; Metazoa; Mollusca; Gastropoda; Architaenioglossa; Ampullariidae. Gene Ontology annotation, molecular function: double-stranded DNA binding; structural constituent of chromatin; nucleosomal DNA binding. Gene Ontology annotation, cellular component: nucleosome; nucleus.